This is a messenger RNA of Procambarus clarkii (red swamp crayfish), 657 nucleotides long. RefSeq names its product probable G-protein coupled receptor No18. The record is from RefSeq and is a predicted model, not a curated record. Gene Ontology annotation, biological process: adenylate cyclase-activating adrenergic receptor signaling pathway. Gene Ontology annotation, molecular function: G protein-coupled receptor activity. Gene Ontology annotation, cellular component: plasma membrane. NCBI's taxonomy places the organism in Eukaryota, Metazoa, Arthropoda, Malacostraca, Decapoda, Cambaridae.
AUGUAUUGUUAUCUUCCUCAAAAUGCAGGAUAUGUUAUCUACUCUGCGCUUGGAUCAUUCUUCUGUCCACUGGUCUUAAUGAUCAUCAUAUACGUUAAGAUUUACAAGGCUACCAAGAGAAGACUUCAUGAACGAGCUCAGAAGUCAAAGCUGAAAAAGCUUAAAGCUUCCCGAAAUUUAAGAGCCAUCACACUCGCAAAUCCUGACGAAAAUAGAUCAGAGCAAACACUCAACAGAAGCGUAACGCCGUGCUUGAAGUCCGACAUAGAAACGACAAGCACUGACGUGGAACACUCGGGUCAUUACAAUGCUGGGGCUACUAUUGGUUCAGUUGACGGUAUGGACCGACAGAGUGACGGGAGCGUCAUCACCAAAUUCAUUGCAAACAGACAGAGAAUAUCCCUGACCCAGGAGCGACGGCUCGUACGCACUCUCACCAUCAUAAUGGGAAGCUUCGUCAUAUGCUGGCUUCCAUUUUUAAUCCUGUACGUCAUUCUCCCCUUCUGUUCACCUUGCAAGUACCUCAACAUGAAAGUUUUCGACUUCAUACAAUGGCUGAGCUACGUCAACUCGGCCUUCAACCCUGUCAUCUACACAGUGUUCAACAAGGACUUCCGGGCAGCUAUCCACAAUAUUAUAACGUGUCGGACAUGCUGA